Sceloporus undulatus (fence lizard) is the source of this 2186-nucleotide messenger RNA. RefSeq names its product lamin tail domain containing 2 (gene LMNTD2). The record is from RefSeq and is a predicted model, not a curated record. Lineage: Eukaryota; Metazoa; Chordata; Lepidosauria; Squamata; Phrynosomatidae. Bases 111 to 2027 code for a protein of 638 amino acids. Gene Ontology annotation, molecular function: structural constituent of chromatin. The transcript is spliced from 16 exons. Gene Ontology annotation, cellular component: lamin filament. Gene Ontology annotation, biological process: chromatin organization.
AAGAUGAUGAUGGUGGUGGUGUUGAUGAUGAUGACAGUGGCGAUGAAGUCAGCAGCCUACCCCAGAUAGGACACAAAAGACAGCAUCCUGUCAUCACUAGGGUCAGCGUGAUGUUCAAUCCUCUCGAUAGUGAAAGAUAUGACAGCUUCUCCAGCUCUUCCCCACCUAUUACUGAACCAUCAAAGCAUCAGGAAUGUUCUUCCAUGCAGAACCGUGAGUCAGCAGAAAGCCCACACUCCCUGCUACUGUUACUGCAUCAGAGAGAUCUGGAAAUCAAAGGUUUGAAAAGUGCUGCCCAGAAAGAGCAGUCUAACCGACUUAACUGGAUCUUGCAGGAGCUUGUGAGGCCAAGGCAGAAAGGACCACCUAAAAAAAGCCCAGUUGAAAUUGCCCUUCGGAAAGAAGUAGACCAACUGAACGAUGAACUAAAAGCUGUGAAGUGUGACCACAAGAAGGAGAUACAAGAGCUGGAAAAUCAUCUCACAAAAUCAAGAUUGCAUGCCCUGCAAUUGGAGCAGGCAGUGAGGACACUGUCAGCCAAAUCAGACUCCACAAUUUCAGAAGAUAGAUCAAAAGUAGCAAAUGAGAUUUUUGAGCUCUGGUCAGAAGCAGGAAGCAAGAUAACAUCCGAUACAAGUGAUCUAAGGCUUCGGAGAAUUCCAAAGCACACCAGCUUUGUUGAUGCCUUUCAUAAGUUUGGGAGUGUAACAUUAUCAGAUGAGGACAAAAAGGAAAUCAUCAAUAAAUUAGAAGCAUAUGCUCUAAAAGCACAAUCUUCUGGCACCACAGAUGAAAGUUCAACAGAAAGCUCAAGUCAGUUGCCCUCUGAACAAUCCUCAUUGGCUAUCGUCUCUUCUCACAAAUCAGAUCUCACUUCUUCUGUGUAUGAGACCAAAACGACAGAAUCUUCUUUGAGUCUGCCAUCAGGAGUGGAGAAAACCCAUCUAGAGAAAGUUCAUACCUUAGAUCAAUGGAGCCUCGCUCAGGCUGGCCUUACUCUUGGACAACUGUCAGAUGGAGAAAAAAUUCCACCUUCUACAGAAAUAUGUAAAAGGAGUCUUUCUGUCAAAACAGCCCCUCUCAAGAUUGUCCAGGUGCACCGUAAAGGCAAAUUUGUCAGAAUCCUCAACUCCUUGUUGAACAAAGAAGUGGACCUGAGUGGCUACAGCAUCCAACAAUGGGUUGGGGGAUACCCAGUUUCUAUCUACCGUUUCCCAAAUGGCACCAUUCUGCCUGCACAGCACCACAUUACUGUUUGGGCUGCUGCAGCUAACCUUGCUCAUGAGAAGCCUUCAGAUGAGUUAUCAGGCCCACGUUUCUUCAAAGCAGACCCUGGAUGCGUUACUGUCCUCUAUAAUCGCCGUGGUCAGAUGGUGUCACAACAUGCAAACGCUCACCAAUUCACAACAGCUGCAGAGGCCUACAGUGAUAACUUGGACCUUUCCGUGGACAAAUUUCCACUCAAAGAUGAUGAUGAACAGUAUGAUGAGUCCAUGCCUUCAAGAGAACUUGACUCCCACCAUAGCAAGCACUUGAGAUCAGGCCUCUUGUUCAAGAGAAGGUACACAAGACACCUUUCUAUUGAUACUUCAGCUACUAGCAAAACUCCACUUGGCUGUCCCAUAGGGAGCAAGGCAAAAAUCAGAGAAUUGAAUAAAGAAGCUCCUGGCUCUUUUUCCUCAAAAUCUCAAUCAUCUGCAGUCAGUGAGAGCCCUUCUUCAUCCAGCGAGGGAGAUUAUUUUGCAUUUCGUUCAUGGAAACCUAUAAUUCGAGAACCAGAAACUAGAGAGUUCAAGACUACACUGGACACUACACUUCCCAUGGUUUCUCUUAUAGGACAGAAGAGUGCUCGUUCAAAAUAUGGUUUCAAGAAAAUGCUCAUCAUUAUAACAAGCAUAACGUAUAUUGAAGAAUGUCCUGUAUACUGCAAUGACCAAAAUAUAGAAUGUGUGGCAAAGAUGGUGGUGUGUGUAUGGAGCAGGGAUGGAAUGGGUACGCAACAAUUUCCUGAUGGGGACAAAAUCUGAUGUUCCUGACCUCUCAGCCACAUUUGCAGACAGAAGUUAUCUACAGUCUGGAAGGAAUCUUGGGAAAGAAAUCUGCAUACUUUAAAAGGAUACCAUGGACUGCCAAGAAGAUAAAUGAGUGAAUAUAGCAAUGAAUCCUGAACUCUGACUAAAAACCAG